Molecule: messenger RNA, 2226 nt
Organism: Gaeumannomyces tritici R3-111a-1
Lineage: Eukaryota; Fungi; Ascomycota; Sordariomycetes; Magnaporthales; Magnaporthaceae
Exons: 3
Coding region: 54-1280 (408 amino acids)
Source: RefSeq, a predicted model, not a curated record
CCGGUAUCGCCAAGCGUGAUACCUUACACACAUUUCCUUCCGGUCUUAUCGCCAUGGCCUGCACUCCGGCCCAGGCAGCGGCCCAACAGCGGCCCUCGCCGCAGGCACCGCAGAUCGACGGAGAGCAACGCCUUGGCAAACGCAAGACCCAGUGCGUCCCCGACACAGACCUGAAGCGACAACGAACAUCUCACUACACACACCCUACCGAGAGCACCAUCGGCGAGCCAGACCCGAUUUCGUUUUGGGUGGAGGAAGGGCGCUGGCCAGAGGACCUUUUCAGACCCGAGGAGGUUCCCAUCAUGCAGCGUCUACUAGCGCGGAAGAAACUCCCGUCGAACUCCGCCACUUCCGAAACGCCGAGCGACCAAAGGCCACGAGAGGAGAAAAGCGCACCGUACCGAGAUCCGCGCUACGAGACGCUGCUGGCGACCAAGGGCAGUUUUAUGGACGAGUCACCCCUAGGAAUCACGCAAGAGAGUGAAAGCAUCUGCACUACACUACUCGAAUCGGAAGUGACAAUUCCCAACAACACGCCGUUCCGCGAUGAGGUUUUCAAGCAAACCUACAUGAAGGUGCGGGGCAGGAACGAGGCUAGAGUUCUGCGGGAUAUCACACCUUGGAUUGUCCCCCCGGCAGAAGUCCUUGCCACGGACGGCGCCACUCAGCUCGAAUGCCUGAUCGAAAGCGUCAACGAAGGCUGGAACAGCUCGAUACCCUUUGUCAAAACGCGCCCUCAGCCGGACUACUCGGUCGGCUUCAAACGAGAGGCAUUCACCAAAGACCAGCUCGCCAAAUUGUCGCCAUUUAUUGGCGAUUUCCUUUUCGAGGACCAAUCGCUUUUUAUGGCUACGUACUUUAUGUACUUUCCAUUCCUGACAUGCGAGGUAAAAUGCGGCGCCGCGGGAUUCGAUAUCGCAAACCGGCAGAACGCCCACAGCAUGACACUUGCGGUGCGAGCCGUCGCCGAGCUUUUUCGUAUUGUAGGACGUGAGGGUGAAGUCCACCGCCGGGUUCUCGCCUUUUCCGUUUCGCACAACCACGAUUCGGUACUUAUUUACGGCCAUUACCCCGUGAUAGCCGGAGAAAAAACGGAGUACUACCGUUAUGUGAUCCGCAACUUCUGUUUUACUGAGUUGGGCGGCAAGGAGAAAUGGGCGGCGUAUCGAUUCACGAAGAACGUUUACGACAUCUGGAUGCCCACUCAUUUCAAAAGCAUCUGCUCCGCCAUUGACCAGUUGCCGUCGGCCAUUGACCAGUUGCCGUCGGAGUUCGUUUAGUCGCUUUUUCAGGCGAUGGGGCUUUUUCAGGAGCUCCGAACGGGAUGCGCAGUCGAGCAUUGCUAAACGGCAAGGGCCGAUCCCAGACGUCGCAGGCAGCAAGGAGGAGAGAGGAUUAGAUGGAGAGUUAGGCCUCGUUUGGACGAUGGUAUGUCAAUGUGUAUUUUUAGAGGAGGGUUGGCGCAUCAGAGGCAUCAUGAUUGUCACACGGGGAUCAAUCCCUCAUGCCGACAGUAGGCCGAUUGGGCCAACGAACGGCCUAUCAGGAGACCAUGAUAUGAAGGAGCCCUCUGGUUGGGUCGGCUCAAAGGAUCACAAGUCCCUCGCAGGUGCCAACCGCCCUCGGCGGGAGGCGCGGCAAGUCCUACCCCUCUUAGAUACGUACCCUAGGACCCUCCUGUAGGCCUUCAGAAGGCCUAUAUAAGGAGGUCCCCCUCUCGAGGUCCCUCGAGGAGAUUCUGAUUCCUUAAGCAUCUCCUUUGAGGCCUUGAGAGAUUAUCAAUGCAUUGAGACUCCCUCUUCAAGCCGAUCUUUGAUCCCCUUGUAACAAUGAUAGGCACGAAUGGAGUUGAUAGAGACUCGCUCUAAUGGAAAUGAUUCCCUAGGAUGCGCUAGCGUUGUGGUGGCUUGGCUACAGGAUUGAUGCAACGGUCGCGUUCCUCGGCCUUGGCACGGAAGAUCUGCACGGGCACGGAAGAUCUGCACGGGCACCGGUGCUCCGCACCGGUGCCGCACAGGGUAGAUGCUUACCGAGCACUUGUCGGCGAUGACAGGGGUGCGGUAGCGAGUACCGCACCCACGAGAGAGGGGAUCGUGUAUAAGGAGGGCACAGGGCCCUCGGCCCUGUACUCGUCCUCGUUUCUCUUUCAGAGAUCUAGAUCAACAUACAAUAGGCCCUAUCUUGCACCGUUUGUCCGUCAUAUUUUCUAUAUGCGCAACAGAGGCC